CAAAUGAUAGGAAGGUUGCAAACACAGAGGGCAAAAUUUAAAAAAAUAUGGACCAAAAUGCCAUAAUGUCUGCAAUAGACAAUAACAAAGCAUGCAAAUCAAAAGCACAGACAGAAAGCAGGUAGACAUCAAACACACACAAACACAUCAAAGUCAAAAAGUCUGGGCCAGGGAUCAAGUUUCAGACAUGUCUGGCUUGAAAUGAACAAAGUAACAAAUGCUGUUAUAUUUGCAGCUUAUAAAUACUUCCACUGCAGCGCAGUUUUAAAAAGAGACGCGCCAAGGAGAGGUCACACCUGAGAAGCAUCACUUAAUUAUUAGUAGGUCGUAAUAGGAUAAUGGCUAGCCCCUCGAAACAACCUAGAAAGGAUGACGAUAGCAUAGUGGGAUAUUUGCACUGUGUGUCACCGGUGAAAACUUCGAGGCGGAAUCUCCGCUACUUCGAGGCGACCCUACAGACCGGCCGAGAGGAAUACCACAGAGUGGUAGCAUUUUCGGUAGACAAGAGGAUCCCGUUUACGCAAGCUUCGCAAAACAACAGCCCAGUGAAGCUGGCGAACGUCAGGAGAGGCCUCAGUUACUCCGAUCCCAGUGGCUUCGACGUUCUCUGUUCAAAUAGCACCACUGUGGAGGUGGUGGAGGACGUGGCUUUCUUCCCGAGAGAGCCUCGAAGCAUGGGACAGAUGACCAUCGAGGAGGUGCUGCGCCUUGGACCAAGACAGCGCGUGGGUGUGGUGGAUGCCAAGAUCCUGCCAGAGGGUACUGUGAGCAGAGUGGUACCUGUUGACGGGGUCCAGUGCGAGUUGAAGGAGCUUCAGAUCUGCGAUCCCACUGGCCAGACAACUCUCACACUCUGGGAGAAACUGAUUCUGACUGUCGAAGUAGGCAAGUCGUACAAGCUGGCCAACUUGUCCACCAGGAAAGCCGGUGACCGUACGGUUCUACCACUCAAACGACUACCACUCAAACGACAACGAUGCCAGCGCUGCAAGCUCUUACAAAAAGCCAGCUCCUUCGUGGCUUCCUACAGCGGAGUCUUGCUGCUGAUGACCAGCGAUGGCCAAGAGCAGUCGCCGAUGUUCACAAACUCUGCUCUUUCUGCCUACUUGAAAGAGAAGGACAUUGGCGAUUCCAUGGGGGACUUGCAGGUCAUCGAAGAGCAUUUCCUCAGUGUUGGUGACGUUGAGUUGUCUGUCAACGCAGAGGGGCUGAUCGUUUCUGUAAAAGAUAUCGUAAGCGAAAAGGGUAGUCCAGAGUGUGAAGCAACAGGCUUUGCAGAGGGGAUGGAUGAGUUAUUUUUAAAGGAUGAUAAGUUAAAUGCCUGA
This is a messenger RNA of Hypomesus transpacificus, 1325 nucleotides long. RefSeq lists its product as uncharacterized. Lineage: Eukaryota; Metazoa; Chordata; Actinopteri; Osmeriformes; Osmeridae. The record is from RefSeq and is a predicted model, not a curated record. The transcript has 4 exons. Bases 339 to 1325 code for a protein of 328 amino acids.